AUGGUCAAUAACAAGCCCGCCCAAAGUCAGACAUCAGUAUCCAAGUCUCCAUCGGCGCUGAUGCUGGUGGUAUGUAUUGCGGGCAUAUAUGGUUCGUUCCUUUCCUGGUCGUACCUCCAGGAAAAAAUCUCUUCCAAGAACUACUCGUCUGACGGUGAAGCCUAUUUCAAAGCACCACUGAUUAUCAACAGUGUGCAGGCGUUUUUUGCAAUGAUCGUGGGAACAGUGUAUAUGUCGGUUAAAUCACGGAGAUUGGAAACACCUUUUCACUUCCUCUUUCGAGACGCAGAGCUGUUACGGAAUUUUGUGCUCAUAGCAUUGAGUCAAGCUGUUUCUUCGCCAAUUGCCUAUCAAUCGCUCAACCACCUGGACUAUCUGUUCUACUUGCUUGCCAAAUCAUGCAAAUUAAUACCUGUCAUGCUGGUCCACCGACUUCUAUACAACUCCAAAUUCCCCCCCUACAAGUAUGUGGUGGCAGGUCUGGUGACUUUUGGCGUCGUGGUGUUUUCCAUCAGUAAUGAGACGAAAUCCACCAGCAAUGACGUUCGAAAGAAUCACCGGAGCUCAUCUCAUGGCCGGCCUGAACUUGCUCAACGUGGUCUUCACAUCCACAUACACAGUCUUAUUUACGCGACAGCUGAGCUAUUUCAAGCAGUUCAUGGCCAACAAUGGGUGGGAAGUGGCGCAGGAUAUCCUAAUGUUCGGGUUGCUGGGAUCUCUUGGCCAAAUCUUCAUUUUCUUAACGUUGGAGAACUUUGGCUCUCUGCUACUAGUCACAGUCACAGUGACGCGCAAGAUGUUUUCGAUGUGUCUCAGCGUGUUUCUUUUUGGCCACAAAUUGAACGCGAGCCAGUGGUUCGGCCUCUUGACCGUCUUUGUGGGGAUAUUCCUGGAAUCUUUCUACAAGAUGUUCGCGCAUCGGAAGAAAAUAGAUUAGACGUAGUAUAUUAA
Molecule: messenger RNA, 951 nt
Organism: Ogataea haglerorum
Lineage: Eukaryota; Fungi; Ascomycota; Pichiomycetes; Pichiales; Pichiaceae
Exons: 2
Coding region: 1-951 (316 amino acids)
Biological process (GO): UDP-galactose transmembrane transport
Cellular component (GO): endoplasmic reticulum membrane; Golgi membrane
Molecular function (GO): UDP-glucose transmembrane transporter activity; UDP-galactose transmembrane transporter activity
Source: RefSeq, a predicted model, not a curated record